UACAUUUGAUUAGGACAAUGUUGAAUGUCAGGUUGGAAAGUGUGAAUCCUUGCAUCACCUGUAAAAUCUGUAAAGGAUACCUUAUCGCCGCCUCGACGGUUACGGAGUGUCUUCAUACUUUCUGCAAAAGCUGCCUUGUCCAGCAUUUAGAGAACAGAAAUACCUGUCCGGAAUGUGAAGUAGUGAUCGACCCGGUCGACCCCUUGAAACAUGUCCGCUUUGAUCGCACAUUACAAGAUAUUGUAUACAAGUUGGUUCCAAAACUGGAAGAAAGCGAACUCAAGCGAGAACGGGACUUUUAUCAACCCCCAGCACCUCCAAUAACUGUCCCAGCUAGUCAAGAGGUCAACGUAACGCCAACGACAUGGCAGGGACAAGUUAGUGUGGAACUAAAGGAGUUUGAGAUCAGACUGGUGGAUCUUUCUCCCUUUCUAAAAAUUAGAAAGCGUCUCGUCAAGAAGAAGGCUAUUCCAUAUUCCUGCCUGCUGUGCUUGUCCACAUUUAAAACACUGGAAAAUUUAAACCGCCAUGUUGAAGAAAUCCACGGAUAUGUGAAGACCAUCCCCUCCAAAACCCGUGCGCUUCUGGAAAAUCACGACGGUAACGUCCACCCGAGAGAGCGUCCCUUUAUUUGCAAUGUGUGCGGGAAGGCGUUCAAGUUUCGGGGAUGUUUAGCAAUCCACUCAAAAAGAGUUCAUAGAGAGACCAUUCAGAUACCCCGUUCGAAGAGGAACAUGUUCAUGACGACAUUAACGAAGAUGAAGAAUUCGCUUGGAUUGUUUAAAUGAUAGUAUUGUCAUGCAUUAUCUUUACUAAUAAUUUUAAUUAGUUGGAACCUUAAUGCAAUUCUCGGUCAAUACGUCCACAAGUAUUUUCUGAAUUUCUUAUACUUUUUUUAUAUGCUUUCUUAAAAGACUGAACCUUUCAUCAUUUAUUUUACUUAAUUCUUAACAUUGUAAGUUUGUAGUACAAAUUAAAACUGAGCUUUAUUUAAAUGUGAAUAAUUUAUACAUGCAUAUGCAAAUAAAUAUGCACAUAGUAUUUUUCUAAUGUUUGUCGUCCUCGCUUAAAUUUUUUUGCCUAUAAUAAGAAUUGAGAAUAGUUUAGUUUACAGUUUAAAUUUUCUUAGUCCAUGUUCAGCAUGAAAAUUAUUGAUGGCAAUUAACACGCUGGCCGUGUAGUCCACCAAAACUGCCAAAUACGUGGUGAAGGUGGACAUCUUGAAAAAGUAGUAUCUUCCAACGUACACCUUGAUCGGUCUGAGCGAUCUGCACGUCACCCUGGACGCCGCCGCGUUUCGACAUCCUCUGGCAACCCCAACAUCUUGGAUGAAUCUCUUCGACUCGUGAUACAUUCGAGCGUUCCCGGUGAUGGCAUAUUUUUCAAAGACGAAGACGAGGACCAUACAUGCGACGCAUGCGAAGAAACGACUCCAUCCGAGGUCCACGUGUCUCAAGACAAAGAGCACGUUGACACCCACGUUGCAACCGUAAACC
Molecule: messenger RNA, 1496 nt
Organism: Folsomia candida
Lineage: Eukaryota; Metazoa; Arthropoda; Collembola; Entomobryomorpha; Isotomidae
Product: zinc finger protein 549-like
Exons: 4
Coding region: 18-788 (256 amino acids)
Biological process (GO): regulation of transcription by RNA polymerase II
Cellular component (GO): PRC1 complex
Source: RefSeq, a predicted model, not a curated record